CUCCGUGGUUUCGGGAAGGAUCGACUUGCACGGCUCUCGAGGGAAGCGUACACGCGAGAACGAGAGAAUCAAAUCCGAUCUCUCUCCUGCCACGCACGUCGUAGCGGCGUCCACACGUGUGGAGUGCAGCGGGAGACGUUGCCGUCACUCGUGCGAGCUCCGCCUCUGCAACUCUUGUUGCCGCGAUUGUGGAGGAAAAGGAUCAGAAGGUGCUGCUACGCCGAAGAGGGGAAGCUAAGGCGGAGGGAGGGAGGGAGGAGAGGGGGAUGGCUUCCUGCUUCCAGGUUGGGAAAUUGGGUCUCUGGCCGUCCGCCGGCCGGAAACCUUCGCUCCUCUGCUCCGACGUCGGCCACCUGGCGAGCGGCAGGAGGUUCCCCACCAGGCUUCACGUUCGUUGCCGCCUGAAGAAUGGAGACGACGAGCCCAAAGGCGAGGAGCCUCCUGAGUCGUUGUUCAUGAAGGAACUGAGGAGAAGGGGCAUGAGUCCGACGUCGCUGCUUGAAGAAGACGGUAGAACGUCUUACGGAGCGAUCGAGGACGAGGAUACGAUGAAGGAGAAGAGAGGAGAUUUCUCGAGAAGAAGCGCGGUUUCGACGGAUUACGAGAAAAGCUUGACGGAGCAACGGCAGCGGUCGAUGGCUUUAAACAGUGAAGGCCUGGAGGGUUUGAUUCCAAGAGCAAAGUUAUUGCUGACAAUUGGCGGGACAUUUUUUGUUGGGUUUGGGCCAUUGAUUCUUGUCACAGUAGCCUCCUUUUCAGCAUUGUACCUUUACUUCGGGGCAAGUUUUGUACAUGACGCAAGUAAAGUGCCCAUAACACCACCAACCUAUAUUGAUCCAUAUAAGCUGUUGGAAGAUGAAAGGCUAUCUCGACCAGCACCUGGCAUAAAUUGAACGGUAACGAAGCACCAUAGUUCUGAAAAAAAAAUUGUCGAAUACAUUUGCUGGCAUUUGUACUAUUCUUCACUCUUGUAAAUGUUCAAUAAACUCUUUCCUGUUUAUUCACCAUUGAAUUUAUCAAAGCUACAAGUAAUCUUCAUGACA
Nymphaea colorata (pocket water lily) is the source of this 1043-nucleotide messenger RNA. RefSeq lists its product as uncharacterized. NCBI's taxonomy places the organism in Eukaryota, Viridiplantae, Streptophyta, Magnoliopsida, Nymphaeales, Nymphaeaceae. Bases 267 to 893 code for a protein of 208 amino acids. The transcript is spliced from 4 exons. The record is from RefSeq and is a predicted model, not a curated record.